This is a messenger RNA of Eurytemora carolleeae, 801 nucleotides long. RefSeq names its product G-protein coupled receptor daf-37. The record is from RefSeq and is a predicted model, not a curated record. Gene Ontology annotation, molecular function: G protein-coupled receptor activity. Gene Ontology annotation, biological process: G protein-coupled receptor signaling pathway. The transcript has 10 exons. The coding region runs from base 1 to 801 and encodes 266 amino acids. NCBI's taxonomy places the organism in Eukaryota, Metazoa, Arthropoda, Copepoda, Calanoida, Temoridae. Gene Ontology annotation, cellular component: membrane.
AUGUUAAACAUAUCUUGUUACACUGACUGUUCUAGUAUUAAUACAACAUCUUGCGAAUUCUUUCCCCCACCAGAUCCAGUCAAUGAUACAGCCGGACUUGGUGAAAAUAUCUACGACGAGGAUGGUUGCUUUAAUGUACAAGAUUACUACACAGUGUACAUGAAGAUUACACAUAAACAGGUUUCCAAAAUACUGUCUGUAAUAAUGAUGGCGGCGGGAAGCAUAGGGUUCAUGGGUAAUAUACUCGCUAUCUUUCUACUUUCAAGGACGGAAAUGUGGAAUUGCUUCAGCCAGAUACUCAUCUCAAUGAUUUGUUUCGACAGCCUGCACAUCAUAUUCUCCAUCCUUGAAACUAUCAGAAACAAUUUUGAGGCAUCUUAUCCUGAACUCCUUCUUCAGGUCUUCCCUUACUUCCACUAUCCACUACUCAGGGUUACCCUCUGCGCCUCCAUCUUCCUGCUGAUAGGAACUGGAAUAGAAAGAUAUCUGGCCGUGUGUAGACCACACCACUACCAUUCGGUUCAAGAUCAGAGCCUGCGUUCCCUAAACUAUAUUCUACCAAGUAUACUUGCGGCCAUAGUAAUAAAUAUACCCAGGCUGUUUGAUAUUGAAGUUGUAACAAACUGCGUGGAUCAUACCAGCUGUGGGUGUGAUCGGUCAGAGUGGAUAAGUGUUCGGCCAACAAAGCUCCGAAAAAGCUGGAACUACACUGUAUACUUCCAUACCUGGACCUGGAACCUAGUAACUGGUAAUCCUUUGGUUGGGAUCAGUUUGGGUAAAGGUCGAUUAAGAACUGGAUAA